Daucus carota subsp. sativus is the source of this 2308-nucleotide messenger RNA. Its product is annotated as U-box domain-containing protein 19. Gene Ontology annotation, biological process: protein ubiquitination. Gene Ontology annotation, molecular function: protein binding; ubiquitin-protein transferase activity. Lineage: Eukaryota; Viridiplantae; Streptophyta; Magnoliopsida; Apiales; Apiaceae. The record is from RefSeq and is a predicted model, not a curated record. The coding region runs from base 65 to 2125 and encodes 686 amino acids. The transcript has a single exon.
ACUUUCAUGCUUUGCACAAAAACAUAACACAAACAAUAUUUUUAUUUUUAUCUUAUUCGUUUUAAUGAUCAACAAUUUUGAUCAGAAUGAUCGCCGGAUAUUAACCUUUCCGGCGAUUCACCCCUGCGAGAAUAUUUAUCCGGGGACGCUGUUGGAGUCAUUAGUCACACUAUCCCGAAAAAUCUCGAAUUACCAAACGAGAUUUUUUGCGACACAGAGGAAAAAUUCGAAACAAGCGAUUCGGCAAGUGGGGAUUUUGUUAAUGUUCUUGGAGGAGCUUCAAGAGUCGAGAAUUGUACUGCCGGGAUCGAUAAAUCUCUGUUUCUCCGAGCUGCACUUGACUUUUCAGAGAAUUUUGUUCUUGUUGGAUGAUAUUACGCGAGAAGGCGCGAGAAUUUGGGUUUUGAUGAAGGCCCAUUUUGUGGCGAGCCAGUUCUUGGUUUUGGUGAGGAGUGUGGCUACUGCGCUUGAUGUUCUUGAGAUGGAUUCGGUUCGGGUUUCGAGUGAAAUUAGGGAGCUGGUGGAAUUGGUGGCUAUUCAGGCGAGGAGGGUUAGGUUGGAGCUUGAUUUUGAGGAUGAGGAAGUGAUGAAGAAAGUGAUUGUGAUAAUUAAUCAGUUUGAGAAUAGAUUUGAGCCUGAUCAGGGGAUGAUCAAGGGGGUUCUUGAUUAUUUAGGGAUAAGGAGGUGGGAUGAGUGUCAUAAGGAGGUUAAGUUCUUGGAGGAAUUGAGUGGUUUGAUGUGUUUGGAUGGGAAUGAAAGGGAGAUGCCUUUGAUUAGUAGCUUGGCUGGCCUAAUGAGGUAUUGCAGGGGGGUUAUUUUCACGAAUUCGGGUUUUGGAGAGGGGGGGCAGGUGGAUGGGAGGGGGAAUGUGGAAGUAGAAGUGGUGAGUUUCUUGAAUUUGGAAGAUUUUCGGUGUCCGAUUUCUCUGGAGUUGAUGACUGAUCCUGUGACAGUGUCGACUGGUCAGACUUAUGAUAGGGCUUCUAUACAGAAAUGGUUUAAGUCAGGGAAUUUGAUCUGUCCGAAAACUGGGGAGAGGCUGGAAACCACGGAAUUGGUGGCUAAUUCUAGUCUAAGAAAGAUUAUUCAGCAGUUCUGUGCUGAUCAUGGAGUUUCAUUGGCAAAGACUAGGAAGAAGAAUAGUGAUAUAUCAAGAACUAUUGUUCCGGGGAGUCCAGCAGCUGCUGAGGCAAUUAGGUUUCUCUCCGGGUUUUUGAGCAGUAGGCUUAGUUAUGGCACGGAUGAGCAGAAGAUGAAGGCGGCUCAUGAGGUCCGUUUACUGGGAAAAUCAAGCAUUUUUAAUAGAUAUUGCUUGAUUGAAGCAGGCACUGUCCCGCCUCUACUGACACUACUGGCUUCAUCUGAUUCGCCUACACAAGAGAACGCGAUUUCAGCUAUAUUGAAGCUGUCAAAACACUCCAAAGGCAAGAAACAGAUCAUAGAGAAUGAAGGGCUUAAUUUGAUUGUCAAUGUCCUGAAGAAAGGGCUUAAGCUGGAAGCGCGACAAACAGCAGCUGCGACUAUUUUUUAUCUGUCCUCAGUUGACAAAUACCGGAAAAUGCUGGGAGAAACAACUGAGGCCAUCCCAGCUCUGGUUGAGCUGAUCAAGGAAGGAACCAAUUGCGGAAAGAAGAAUGCUGUGGUGGCCAUCUUCGGGCUUCUUUUAUACCCCCGAAACCAUCACAGAGUCCUUGCAGCUGGUACAGUUCAAGUCCUCACCAACUUAUUGUCCACUUCAGACAAAAAAGACGUUAUCACGGACUCAUUAGCCAUCCUCGCGAAGCUAUCAGAGAGCUUUGAAGGAUCAAGCAUGAUCGUCCAGGCCUCGGCCUUGUCCAUAAUCUUAAGAAUUUUCAAGAAUUUGGCUUCGCGGUCAGGGAAAGAGUACUGCGCCUCAAUCCUGCUGUCUUUGUGUCACAACUGUGGAGCAGAUGUGAUCAGUGUCCUAGCAAAAGACCCUGGCCUAAUGACAGCAUUGUAUUCUCUCUUGAGCGACGUCGAUGGCACGGCUCAUUCGAACAAGAAAGCUCGGAUGAUCAUCAACAUUGUGCAUAGGUUCCAUGAGACAAGCACUUCUCAGUUGAUCAAUCAUCAGGUCCAGGAGCAAUCCAUUCAUGUGCAGUGAAGUGUUGUAAAUAUUACCAUGAUACUUGUGAUCUUAGCUCGAUUUUUGCAGGAGCUGAGUUCUAGUGCUUGGAAGUUUUUUUGAAAUAGUUUAUACAGACAUACUGUAAUGGUAGUAAGAUACAAACAUUUGUAUUAGAAUUUGGUUUGCCGAUAAUAAAACAUUGAACGGUUGAAAACAAAA